AUGGCUGAGCUAUUUAGGGAUACCGUUGCUGGCCAACUAUUGCGACUGAUCUCUGGCAGAAGACUCCUGCAAUAUCCCGAAGAACGAGAUUCAUCAAUAUGGCAGAAGUACCUCAACCCGGACAAGUCUGCCAACAUGGCCAUUCAUGGCAGCACAGAGCCUCCGUCCUCAGAAGAGAAACAGGAACCAGACUCCGCCAGAUUCUCCUCGAAUGAGGCCGGAUCCCAGCCUCGACGAGACUCAUCGUCCGGCACGUCCGCUUCAACCACCGUUGACAACGAUAACGUGCUUGUCAACACCCUAAGCAACACAAAGAUUGACCCUGAGAAAGGCCGAGACGCACAUAUCGUGGACUGGUACAGUCCCGACGAUCCCGAUAACCCGCAAAAUUGGGGUCGCUUCAAGAAAAUCUGGGUGACCUUCGAGAUCUGCCUGCUCACCUUUUCUGUGUAUAUUGGCUCGGCCAUUUACACCGCCGGCAUUCAGGAUGUGUCCCGGGUGUUCGGUGUCUCUCGCGUCGCGGCCACCCUGGGCCUGACACUAUUCGUGCUGGGCUACGGCGUCGGCCCUAUGCUCUGGUCUCCCAUGUCCGAGGUGCCCCAGAUUGGCCGUGGACCAAUCUACAUUGGCACCCUUGCGCUCUUUGUGGUCCUUCAAGUUCCCACCGCCCUCGCUACCAAUUUUGGAAUGCUCCUCGCCUUCCGCUUCAUCACGGGAUUUGUCGGAUCCCCGUCGCUCGCAACGGGCGGUGCAUCAAUUGGGGACAUGUACUCUCCCUCCAAGCGAACGUACGGUUUGGCAGUGUGGGGAAUUGGAGCAGUCUGUGGACCGACCAUGGGACCGCUGAUCGGCGGCUUCGCAGCCGAGAACAAGGGCUGGACAUGGACCAUCUGGGAACUCAUGUGGCUCUCCGGCUUCACCUUGGUUCUCUUGCUCUUCUUCCUGCCGGAGACAUCGUCCGCGAACAUCCUGUACCGCCGGACGAUGCGGCUGCGCAAACUGACCGGCAACGACAAACUUAUAUGUGAACCACAGCUCGUGGGCGAGCAAAUGACUGGUCGCGAGAUCGUGAUGAUGAUCUUGGUCAGGCCGUUCCAACUGAGCUUCACGGAACCCAUGGUAUUUCUACUCAACUUGUACAUUGCUUUAAUUUACGGGUUACUGUACAUUUGGUUCGAAAGCUUCCCCAUUGUGUUCUCGGGGAUAUACGGAUUCAGUCUCGGUCUCGUGGGCACGGCGUUCCUGGGCAUCUUCGUCGGAGUCUUUGUUGUGCUCGGUCCCUUCAUCUGGUACCAAAAGAAAUACAUCGAGCCAAAGUUCAACGACAAAGGCGAGUUGCAGCCGGAAUGGCGUCUGCCGCCAUCGUUCGUUGGUGCAUUUGCGAUUCCGAUAUGUCUGUUCUGGUUCGGCUGGUCCUCUCGUGCGGACGUUCACUGGAUUGUGCCAAUCAUUGGGUCUGGGUGGUUCAGCAUCGGCGCUUUCUUGCUGUUCAACUCGGUACUGAAUUAUCUGUCGGAUGCAUAUCCGCAGGAUGCGGCGAGUGUUCUGGCAGGCAACGACUUUUUCAGGUCCUCGUUCGGUGCUGGAUUUCCUCUUUUUGCGACGGCCAUGUACGAGAAUCUGGGGGUAGGCUGGGCGAGUUCGACGCUCGGGUUUAUUGCGAUUGCUUUCAUCCCGAUUCCGUUCUUCUUGUUCAAGUAUGGGGAACAAUUGAGACGGAGGUCCAAGUUUGCUCAGAAGGACUACUAGUCCUAGUUUGUCGAGUUCAGAAUGUUUGGGGGAAUGGCUGUGGCUCGAUGUUGAGAGUUGGUGGAAAUUCCGAAGAUAAUAUCAAAGGUAGCAUGGAAUCACGCAAUAUCCCAACUUAUUGGCGUUUGUACAAGAUGCAAGCUGUGGUAGAGACCGGUGGCUGUAUACAGUAUUGAAUAGGCCCAUAACGAAUGUGCUAGGAAUCUCUAUGAUC
Messenger RNA from Exophiala xenobiotica, 1963 nucleotides. RefSeq lists its product as uncharacterized. Gene Ontology annotation, molecular function: fluconazole transmembrane transporter activity. NCBI's taxonomy places the organism in Eukaryota, Fungi, Ascomycota, Eurotiomycetes, Chaetothyriales, Herpotrichiellaceae. The record is from RefSeq and is a predicted model, not a curated record. The transcript is spliced from 2 exons. Gene Ontology annotation, biological process: xenobiotic detoxification by transmembrane export across the plasma membrane. Bases 1 to 1749 code for a protein of 582 amino acids.